GGCUUUAUUGUCCAUUCGAAAAACCCACCCUUUUCCGUCUUCUUCAAUCUUCAAUUGUUUUCAUUUUUCCACUGUAAUAAACCCUAACCAAAUCAAAUCAAACCCAGAAAUCAAUUUCUCUAUCUUCCAUCUUCAGAGCUCAAAAGAAGAAAAAUGCGUUCAGUAAUCAAUAGAAUCCCAUCAAAAUACCUUGUAAAACGCUUCAUUCCAUCAAUUUCUCUCUCAUCCCACUCUCUUUCUACAUCAACUGAAUCUAAACCCCAGAAACUAGAUCGAAUCGCAAAUGAGAUGCUUUCCCUCAAUCCUGUUGAACUUCACGACUACUCUAUCCUAUUUGGGAUGAAGAUGGGCCUUAAGAAUGCUGGGUUAGCUGGACUUUCAGCUGGGCCAAGCUCACCUGGGUCAGCCCAGCCCAGUGCAGAGGCUGAGACCAAGGAGAAGACUAUGUUCGAUGUGAAAUUGGAGAAGUUUGAUGCAGGGGCGAAGUUAAAGGUGAUUAAAGAGGUGAGAAGUUUUACAGAAUUGGGGUUGAAGGAAGCAAAAGAUUUGGUUGAGAAAACACCUGCAUUUGUGAAGAAAGGGGUUACUAAAGAAGAAGGUGAAGCUAUUAUUGAGAAGUUGAAGGCGCUAGGUGCUACUGUCGUUUUGGAAUGAUUUUAAUUUUGUAAGUGUUAAUCAUUGUAGAAUUAUUAUCGUUAUUGUUAUUUUUUUAUGAUGAUAUGAAAAUGGUGAUUUUUUUUGUUGUCAUCAUAAAUUGAGUUGAAAAAUGUUACAUGUUGCAUUGCAUAAAUAAGCAAUUGAAGUUUUAUGAUUCUUUGUUG
Messenger RNA from Chenopodium quinoa (quinoa), 821 nucleotides. Its product is annotated as 50S ribosomal protein L7/L12-like. Bases 154 to 654 code for a protein of 166 amino acids. The record is from RefSeq and is a predicted model, not a curated record. The transcript has a single exon. Gene Ontology annotation, molecular function: structural constituent of ribosome. NCBI's taxonomy places the organism in Eukaryota, Viridiplantae, Streptophyta, Magnoliopsida, Caryophyllales, Amaranthaceae. Gene Ontology annotation, biological process: translation. Gene Ontology annotation, cellular component: ribosome.